CGCCCCACAACUAAAAGCAAACGAAAUGGUGCAGAUACUCUUGCAAAAGUACUUCUGCUACCAACAAUUAUAAUCCAAAGAUGCACUUACAACCGGCGUUUUCCGUGGAAACAAAAAAAGGGGCAACGUGGGAACAUAGGAUUUGUCAAACCCAUCCGACAAACAUGGAGUACCGCAACAAACUCGUUCUCGCCCCUAUGGUUCGCGUUGGCACUCUCCCAUUUAGAUUACUAGCUGCUCAAUAUGGUGCAGAUAUCACUUACGGCGAGGAAAUCAUUGACCACAAGAUGCUCAAGUGCGACCGCCAAAUCAACGAACUCAUUGGAUCCACUGAUUUUGUGGAGAAGGGGACAAAAAAUGUUGUGUUUAGAACCUGCGAUGAAGAAAAGGAUACGGUUGUAUUUCAAAUAGGCACAUCAGAUGCUGUGAGGGCCCUAGCUACUGCUCAGUUAGUGUGUAAUGAUGUUGCUGCUGUAGAUAUUAACAUGGGUUGCCCGAAGUCAUUUUCUGUGAGUGGUGGGAUGGGUGCUGCUCUGUUGUCCAAACCAGAGCUUAUUCAUGAUAUCUUAACAACAUUAAGGAGGAAUUUGAACACACCAGUAACAUGUAAGAUUCGACUUCUAAAAUCGCCACAUGAUACCGUGGAAUUAGCCAGACGAAUUGAGAAAACUGGUGUUUCUGCUCUUGCAGUCCAUGGAAGAAAAGUCCCAGAUAGGCCCAGAGAUCCUGCUAAGUGGAAUGAAAUCGCUGAUGUUGUGUCAGCAUUAUCUAUUCCAGUUAUAGCAAAUGGUGAUGUUUUUGAGUAUGAUGAUUUUGAACGCAUUAAAUCUGCCACAGGUGCCUCGUCAGUGAUGGUUGCCAGAGGGGCACUCUGGAAUGCUUCAAUGUUUUCGCCUGAAGGCAAAGUUUCUUAUGAAGCUGUGAAAAGAGAAUAUAUUAGGAAGUGCAUCUUGUGGGAUAACGAUUUAAAAAGCACCAAGCAUACAUUAAAGGAAAUGAUAAUGCAUUAUUCUUGCCUAGAACUGCCUGAAGGGAAGGCUGUGAUCAAAUCAGAGUCCAUGGCUGAUCUAGCGGAACUCUAUGGGCAAAGAGAAUACUACCAGUUAGUGAAACCUGGUUUUUUUUAAUGUCUUUUGGAACAUAAAAAUUCAGGGUGAGGACAUGGCUUCCCUGGUUUAGAAUUUGGGCAGCUCCGAGUUUAGGAGGCACAUUACAAGAAAUUUACACAACUUACCAAUUGAUUAUUCUUGAAUUCGAACUCAAGUAACAUGUUUGUCAUGGAUGGAGAUAACUAGAUGAGCUAAGCCCCACAAGCAUGGAUAUGGAUAUUGUUAUAGGCUUUAUUCAUGACUUGUAAUUUUUUUAUACAUAAUGUAAUAUUUAUUGUAGAGGAUUUUUUUUCUUUGGUAAAACAUGAACAAAAAUAUGAUUGACUGGUUCUGUAUUUUACCCCUGAUAUUUUUAAUAACCUGAAAAUUAAAUUAAUUUUA
Messenger RNA from Glycine soja, 1490 nucleotides. RefSeq names its product tRNA-dihydrouridine(20) synthase [NAD(P)+]-like. Gene Ontology annotation, cellular component: cytoplasm. Gene Ontology annotation, molecular function: tRNA dihydrouridine synthase activity; flavin adenine dinucleotide binding. The coding region runs from base 81 to 1127 and encodes 348 amino acids. NCBI's taxonomy places the organism in Eukaryota, Viridiplantae, Streptophyta, Magnoliopsida, Fabales, Fabaceae. The record is from RefSeq and is a predicted model, not a curated record. Gene Ontology annotation, biological process: tRNA dihydrouridine synthesis. The transcript is spliced from 10 exons.